Molecule: messenger RNA, 1889 nt
Organism: Manacus vitellinus (golden-collared manakin)
Lineage: Eukaryota; Metazoa; Chordata; Aves; Passeriformes; Pipridae
Gene: COIL
Product: coilin
Exons: 6
Coding region: 1-1776 (591 amino acids)
Biological process (GO): spliceosomal snRNP assembly
Cellular component (GO): Cajal body
Molecular function (GO): U1 snRNA binding; U2 snRNA binding
Source: RefSeq, a predicted model, not a curated record
AUGUCCCUGAGGAUGGAAGGGGAGCGUUGCCUGUGCCCUGCCCCAGCACCUGCCUGUCACAGCCUGUGCUCAUGGGAGAGGCUCCUGACUGUCCCAUGCACAGGUGGAGCAUCCCUGCUCCAGAAUAAUUUACCUGAGGUGCUGACAUGUAGGAAAAAGUGUUUGUUUUGCUCAACAGUGACUUUUGUUUGGAUCUUUUUUGACAGAGUAAAGUUGGAUGACAUAGUUGCAGAUGAUUAUGAAGAGACAGAUGAUGGCUUUACUUACACAACAGAAGAAGACAAAAAAAGGCACAGACACAAGCAGGACGAGGAAGAAUUCUCUAGGAAUGAAGACAGGCAUAAAAGGAAAAAGAAAAAGGACAAGCAUAAUCUUGAGUAUUCCUCCUGCAGGGAAGAGAGCUCUGUAGAUAUUUGGGACUCUCAAAAAAGGUACAUGAAAAGAAAAAGGAAGGAAGAAGUUAGUGGAAGAAAUAGACUUGCAGAAGGUAAGGAAGAGAGCUCUACUGCCCAUUCUAAAAAGCUUAAAAAAACAGAGAAGGAGAAACAGUUGGCAACAAAAAAGAAGGAUGAAAAGCAGACAAAGGCUGCUGCAGCAAAGAUGGCUUUAGAACGGGAAAAUGAGAACUUUUCUCUAAAUUCUGGUAAAAAUAGCACCAAAAAGAUCACAACACAGUCCAGAAAAAAGAGGGUGGAAACUUCAGAUUCCUCCAGCACAUCGUCUGACAGUGACAGCAGUGAAUUAAACAUAAAGCAAAACAAAUCUUCCCAUAAACCCGUAGCGGUGACACUUCCCAAAGACAAAUCCCAAGCUGCUGCUGCAAAUUCUGAUGCAAAAACGAAUAAAGUGACUGUAAAGUCUAAGACUGAAAAGACUAAGACUGCAGUUAGUAAAAAUGCUAAAAAACCCCAGUCCUCUAGUUCAGAUUCUGACUCGAGUACAGAGGAUGAGAAGGCGACACCAGCACAAGGCAGCACUGCCAAGGAAAAGUCUCUGCCCACCAACACGGUGGCUGUAAAAGCCAGUACCAAGGCUCCCAAAGCAAAGAGCUCCUCCUCAGAGUCUGACAGUUCAGAUUCAGACACACCUGUUACUAAAAAACCCGCAGCAGAUGCUGGGCUGAGUAAUUCCAUAGGAAGAAACUGUAUUAAACAGUUGCCAACCAAUACUCAGGGACCAUUUGCCAGCCCAGGCCGUGGAAGGGGGCGUGGAUCGGGAGAGGAUUGUUUCUGGAGAGGACCCAGGGGCCGUGGGUUUCGUGGGAUGAUGAGGGGCCAAGGCCAUGGGAGAGGAGCAAACCCUGGCUUCUUCUAUAACUACAGCAGUGAAGGCCAGAAACAGAGGCAGUUAAAUGAAUCUGCGACAAACACUUCUGUUGUUGUCCAGAAUCCCGUGGAAGUUCCCAAGAGAGACUAUAGUGUGUUACCUCUUCUAGCUGCUCCACCCCAAGUGGGAGAAAAGAUUGCCUUUAAGCGCUUGGAACUAACUGAAAAUUACAGUCCUGAAGUUUCAGACUAUAAGGAGGCAAAAAUAAUCAGUUGGAAUGCUGAUAAAAAACAGAUCGAGCUCGAGAUCCUUUCAGCACCAGCAGGACAAAUUGCUAAGGAGCCGGGGAAAUUCGAUCUGGUUUACCAGUCUGCAGAUGGAGCAGAGCUGAUUGAGUAUGCUGUCCCUCAGGACACCAAGAUAACUGAAAGCUGGGACGCCCUGAUAGAGCCAAGACUGAUUGUUGAGCCUCCAGUCAAUGGAUCCAGCGUUGAAAAUGGAACCAUCUAAAGUGUGAAAAAAUGUACAUAACUGUACAGACUUGUUUUGUGAAAUGCUGCCUUCUGGUUCUGAGGGUGGCAGGUGCACUGGUGGAUAUUGUUAAUAAAUUGUUUUAAAAAGAA